UGUAUAUUAAUCUGGUAUAAAGCAGUUAAGUGGCACCACUUGCGUUGUCCUGUCUGUUCACAAUCAUCAGGUGACCUCAAUCAUUCUUUUGAUCGAAAUCGUUGUUCACGAAAUAGAUUGACCGGCAUCCUCGAAAAACCAGAGUCAGUCGUAUCCUCCUCCGAUCCGCUCGCACACCUUACGCCGUGUGUCGGCUUGAGGCUCAGGAUGAUCGAGGACCUCGUGGCCGGCUGUGUCAUCACUGUCUGAUAUUACUAAGCACGUGAUGUCAUCGUUUCAGAUGGCAUCUUAAAAAUAGCUAUAAGUCAUGUCUCAUCAGACGAGCAGCUCAACUGACGAUCAUCAAGACAGGAUGAUGAAGGGACGACUGACCACCGCCUGGCAUGGUGAGCGGUCUCACUCUGUCCAGCAGUCGGUAAGUUGCAAAUAAAUGACUACAACAGCACCAACUUCACCAUACGUUUUGGACGUUGGAAAUACCAAGAUUGCGGAUUUAAGCGAAGCUGCAGCUGAUGGCACUAGCAAGGAUCGAUUGGAACAAGUGAACGAUAGGAAAACAGGGAAAUCAUCGACCGAUCAACUCAGUUCAGAGAAGUUACAUAAGGCAUCCGCCACCUUGGCUAACUUGCUGUUUAUCUAUAGUCAGCUGACCAGUGCAGUCGUUUGUUCGAAAUGUGACGCAACAAUCGAGGAUGAACAUGAAAUAGAAAAUAUCCUAGAUAAGCAUGACGCCAAGAGUCCAGACUGCAAACUCCCCAGGGUAAAGUACGAAAAUUACAUAAAAAAUAAAGAAGCAAACUCAACGCCAUCUUUAGGAGAUUUAGAAAAGUCAGAGGGCGCCAGGAGCGAUCUGCCAUCUUCGAAACGUGACAUUCUCUUCCGAUUGGAUGAAAAUGUUGUUUCAGACACCUACGGUUCAAGCGAUGAGGACAUGUACGAGGAUGGAUCACGUGGCAAUCACGUCACCACGUCGUCUGCCACAGGGUGUGGCAGUGGCGUUUACCACCCAACGAACGCUAAAUACCCAAAUUAUUUGAACAGGAUCGAACGAACUCUCAGUCUUGGAAGAUGGGAUAAUCCAUUCCGGUUUAAUGUUGCCGAGGCGGCUGAAGCCGGGUUGUUCUAUCCGGGUUCGGGGAAGGAUUUGUUGUGCCACUAUUGUGGUUUUGCUGUGCCGCCCUUGAAGAAGAGUGACGACGCCUGGAUAGAACACGCCAGACUCAGUCCUGGGUGUGGCUUUGUUAAGUUCGAGAAGGGCCAAAGAUAUAUUCGAAAUGUUCAGGAAAUGUACGAUGACUGUGAUAUUGAAGACAGUGUGCUUAAUCAGGAGCUGGCCUCCAUAGAACAAAACACCGCCAUGCACCUUACGGAAUCUCAACUUGCACCCGAGUUACCUGCUCAAAGUGCAGCCGCAACUCCAACCUCAUCUAGUCAAUCUACUAAUGUUUACGAACCACAACCGGGCACUUCAAAUGGCCACGCCUCACAUCCAACUGUGUCAACUGGGAGACAUGAUAUCACCUCGUCAUUGUCUCGGCGCGUGCCACGGUUGCCACGUGUUCAACCUGUCGCUAGACCGCACCGCCCUCCUAGAAUUCCGAAGAGGCAAGUCCAAGCCCGUGAAGUCCGAGCUCGUUUGGACAUGGAAUGGGCACGGAGACUAAUUGGAAUGGGUUACUCUGCUGAACUUGUCGGUGCUGUCAUUGCAGAGCAAAUGAUUUAUAAUGGAGACGACUUCAAGUCGUACAAGGACAUGUUAAUGGCUACCGUGGAGGCUGCUGACAUGGGAGACGACUACCCUGUCAGGCACUACGCGCUAGGCUUGACUCAGAAUACUGCCAUGUCUUCAGGGUCGGAAGGAUCAUCAAUUAACCAACAACCUCCAUCCGCAACACCAAGGUCAAGGACAUCAAGUUCCACGACACCAAGUUCGAGGUCAAGUUCCAAUUCCGCCAUGGCGUUAUCUGUGGGAGCCUCCUCAUGGACAGAAACUACAGCGCCGGCUGGUAGCCAGGGAAAUAGUUCAACUGUCAACAAUAUCGAAACAUCGGUUGGAAAUUUAAGCCUAGAGAGCAAAAUUCUGGAGAAAGAAAACCGGGAACUGAAGGACAAGAAGAUGUGUAAGAUUUGCUACGAACGCGAUGCGAACAUAGUCUUUAUACCUUGUGGACAUUUAGUCGUCUGUGAGAACUGCAACAUUAGGAUAAAUGAGUGUCCCCUCUGCAGGAGAGGCAUACGGGGGAUUCUUAAGGCGUUCCUUUCUUAAUACAGGCAGUUCACACUCCCUGGGAAAGCAAAUGUGUAGUGCUAUUUUAACCCAGGAUCUUAAUCUGACUAUCAGUUUGUAAUAAUUGUUGACGGGGCGCUUUGACCCGGACUAUGCGUGCACAUGGGUUGGGCGUUGCAGGUGUGCUAACUGUAGAUUUUAACUGUAGAUUUAAAAGUCCAAUAUUGAUUGAUUUUUAUCAUUAUAUGUAUUAAUUUUUAGGGGACCCCCUAUUAUGGGUCUAUGAUCCCUCUGGGUGUCCCUAUUGAGUGCCAUCAUUGUGUUCCUUCGUUUGUUUGUAUUUUUAUAGUUUAUGUUCUGUACUCUUGGUGCUCAAUAAACUUAUAUUAAAUUAAAUUAAAUUAAUUAAAUUAUCAUGCAUUAUAUAUUGUUUUGCUAUUGUAAUAGUAAGUUAUAGUAUAAUAAGCAAAAAAAACACAAACGUUUAAGCUUUCCACAAGAUCUCGGCUUGUAUGUAAUUUUAAAAAAGACUAAAAAACACUUACUCUGAAAAAAUGACUAAGGAACUACAUCUAUAUGUCUUUAUGAAUUGUUUUUCCAGGGAGUGUGGUCACCAUCUGUCACUAUCCUGUAUCAGUUAGGUACCUACAUGUAUGUGCAUAUCACAUCAUUAUAGAUUAAAGGUCACCUGUAACUCUUUUUAACUGAGGAAAAAGUAAAAGGGCAUAAGAUAACAAACACAGUGGUGAAACCGCACAAGUAUCGAACAACUCAUCUUCAAGUUAUGGCAGCUAUAAAAUUCAAACAUUCCAGGUGGUGUAGGAAGAACAAACUGAUGAUGUAGAUUGUGCUGUACUAAAAUAAACUUUUUUAUAGUUUCAUGCCUAUAUUUUAAAAUUGUACAUUAACAUGUUAACUAAAAGCUAAUACCUGUGACAAGGUAAUUAGAAUAUAAGUUUGAAACUAUGAAAACUAUAUUUCAGUACAACACAAUGUACAUCAUCAAUUUGUUCUUCCUGCACCACGCUGGAAUGUUUGAAUUACAUACUGCUAUAACUUUAAGAUGAGUAGUUUGAUUUUCAUGCAGUUUUCACAAUUCUGUUUCUUAUGUUAAGCCCUAUCAUUUGUUCCCAAAGUUGAAAUUUUAAUAAAAGCGUUUCAGGUCACCUUUAAUACAAAAACAACCAUUAGUUUCAGACGAUUGUUCGAGAGGUAGAUAUAUCAGCCUUACACUGGUGCAAAGCUGAGGAGACCUUUUUGAUUAACAGGAUAUUUUUGUAAACCGUGAUAUACGCGCAGGGUGCGAUAUAUACAUCAGCUAGUGUAACCAGAAUCGUUUUUAUUUUGACCAAACACUUGGCGGUCAAAGCUGUAGAAUUGUUACUAUUGUUAGUAAUUUAUACGAUUUAGCAAGACGAAAUGAUAUUUAUUUUGAAAA
Lineus longissimus is the source of this 3665-nucleotide messenger RNA. RefSeq names its product death-associated inhibitor of apoptosis 1-like. The record is from RefSeq and is a predicted model, not a curated record. The transcript is spliced from 3 exons. Gene Ontology annotation, biological process: positive regulation of protein ubiquitination; negative regulation of apoptotic process; regulation of cell cycle. Gene Ontology annotation, molecular function: ubiquitin protein ligase activity; cysteine-type endopeptidase inhibitor activity involved in apoptotic process. Gene Ontology annotation, cellular component: cytoplasm; nucleus. NCBI's taxonomy places the organism in Eukaryota, Metazoa, Nemertea, Pilidiophora, Heteronemertea, Lineidae. The coding region runs from base 431 to 2266 and encodes 611 amino acids.